Messenger RNA from Exophiala spinifera, 1473 nucleotides. RefSeq lists its product as uncharacterized. The record is from RefSeq and is a predicted model, not a curated record. Bases 1 to 1473 code for a protein of 490 amino acids. The transcript is spliced from 3 exons. NCBI's taxonomy places the organism in Eukaryota, Fungi, Ascomycota, Eurotiomycetes, Chaetothyriales, Herpotrichiellaceae.
AUGUCACGGCGCAUGUUUCCAUUGUCGCUCGAAGACACUCUACGCCAUGUCUUGCGACAAGGUCUAGAAUACGAACCGAGUGGUGCCGCGAUCCAAGCCAUUGUGUUCGAAGUUCUUUAUGGAACCCCUCUUCGCCUCGAAUGCCCUCUGACCGUCCCGACAACAUUACCGACUGUAACCCCCGAGCCUUCUGUCGAGCAUCUUAUGCCCUCCCACACUUCAAAUCGUUCUCCGAUACGCCCAAGACCCUCCCUCGCAAGAGAGCGGGAAGUCAAUAAUGAGAGUCUAUCGUACGAACACUCAAUCUCGCGCCAUACCGACAUACCCUUAGACGAACAGACUCAUGUGCCGGGCGACGUAGCCGCACCCUUGGAAGAUGAUGAUAACAAGAGACAGAGUACCUCGACACGCGAUAAUAUGAAAGACACUACCUCCAAAACCGAUGACCAUGAGCGUGGUAACUCUACACGCGGUCGUGGACGUGGAUAUGGGCGUGAUCGCAGAUAUGGGCGUGGCCGUGGCCGUGGCGGCAGUCGCGGUCGUGGUCGUGCAGGGAAAAGGCCCGAUACCGUCUACUCGUCACCAACGGACACAAUAGUGCUCGAGAGCCCAAACCAAAUAUCGGAGCAAAAUAUCUCUUCUUCGGUGAACAGGGCUGACAAUCUAUCGCCACUCUUCAACAUGAUUGAGGAUUUCGUGGAACGAAUGUCUAACGAUGUGUCUCGCCCGCCCUCACCCACCACCGUCGACACUGCGACUGUGAAUCAGAACAUCUCACGACAGAACGAAAAUUCAGAUCGUACAUCUAGCCAUGACACCGGCAUUCCGAGAUCUCGUGAGAAUACGUCUUCUCCUGUGAAUACUGUAUUCUCUGAGACUACGAGGUCCAAAGGGAAACUCAACAAAUAUCGAUCGAACUUAACACCUGAAGCGGAGACUGCACACCACGAUUCUCGACAUGUCGCCACGCGUGGUCUCAUGUCGUCGAAUAACGGACCUAAUACAACCAAGGUCGGCCAUUCCAAGCGUAAACAGCGCUCUCCACCUCGGGCGUCCGACAUUGCAACCGAGCACGAACACUACCCUGCUCAGCAGCCCUCGAUAUCCACCCUCACGUCGCUCGAGAACGAACCCGAUAGGACAAGAGCCGAUCGUCGCAAGCGUAAAAGAUAUUCUCCGCCCUCAGCAGUUACCACCACGCCGUCUGUCACGACAUCUCGAGCCGAGAUUGGACGUCCCGAUUCUCGAUGUCUCUCUGUGUCCAGCCUCACAGUAUCAAAGACCGUGCCCGACACGACAAGAGUCGACCAUCCUGAGCGCGAGCGGAACUCUUUAUCGAAAGCAGUCAAGCUUGACAGCAUUAAAGGCAACACACAGACCAGAAUCAAGACCGGCAUUACACCAUCGGAAGACCAUGGUUAUCGAGAUCUCGAUCAGCUAGUAAAGGCUUCUGAGAUGAUCGGUUAUAUCUAG